Molecule: messenger RNA, 410 nt
Organism: Larimichthys crocea (large yellow croaker)
Lineage: Eukaryota; Metazoa; Chordata; Actinopteri; Sciaenidae
Product: diacylglycerol kinase delta-like
Exons: 3
Coding region: 122-397 (91 amino acids)
Source: RefSeq, a predicted model, not a curated record
CACACAAGCUGUGGACGAGCAGAACGCUCAGACCCAACAGAACCUUUUCUCUCUGAGCCGGACUGAGGAAGAUGAAGGUCUGGUGGAGGAGGACGAGGAGGACGAGGUGGAGGAGGACAAGAUGUCUCUGCAGUCGACCUACAGCACCAAACACCGCAACACUCGCAGAGUCAGUAAGACGCCCUGUGAGAAGCUGAUCAGUAAAGGCAGCCUGUCGCUGGGCAGUUCUGCAUCACUUCCUGUCCACACAGGAAGUAGGGAGAACAUGCCGAUGCUGAACACAAAGAUCCUCUAUCCAGGUUUCAGAGGUAUCUCAGGUUCUCUGUCCAGCAGCUCUGUGAUCAGUCGACUGCUGGUCAACGCCGACCCAUUCAGCUGCGACCCUGACAACAUGUAAGUCUGUCUAUACG